GCCGGGAGGUUCUGCGCAGGCGCGGCAAUCGUGCGACAGCCGUCACUUACGGCCGGAGCUGUUGGUGCUGGGAGUUGGUGGCGCGGUGCAGGGUUCAUAAGAACGAACGGCUUGGGCGCGGACUGGUAUCCGGGGACUGUGACUUGCAGGGUCCGCCAUGGAGCCGGAGCAGAUGCUGGAGGGACAAACGCAGGUUGCAGAAAAUCCUCACUCUGAGUAUGGUCUCACAGACAACGUUGAGAGGAUAGUAGAAAAUGAGAAGAUUAAUGCAGAAAAGUCAUCAAAGCAGAAGGUAGAUCUCCAGUCUUUGCCAACUCGUGCCUACCUGGAUCAGACAGUUGUGCCUAUCUUAUUACAGGGACUUGCUGUGCUUGCAAAGGAAAGAUGAGGAAACAGACUUGGAGAGGUUAAGUGACAUGCUCAAGACAACACUGCUGGGUCUUGCUGCGUACGUUGCCCAGGUUGGAAUGCAGUGGUGUGAUCAUGGCUCACUGUAGCCUUGACGUCCUAGGCUCAAGUGAUCCUCCUGCCUCCGCCUACCAAGUAGCUAGGACCACAGGCGAAGCCGCCACGCCCGGAUAAUUAAAAAAUAAAAAUUUAUAGAAACAGGGUUUUCUAUGUUCUCCAGGCUGGUCUCGAACUCCUGGCCUCAAGCAAUCCUACUGCCUAAGACCCCCAAAGUGCUGGGAUUAUAGGCAGGAGGUACCAUGUCCAUGCAGUUACAAACAUAGUGUUUGCCCCAAAACUUUCAUUGGAUGUAUGCAACUUUCUCUUCCUCUAUUCCUACUUUUGCAAUGGUGUACUCUGUAACAAUAACAUUUCCUCAGAGGUCCAAGAUAGCCUCCUUUGCUGUGAUUCUUACACAAUUGUAAAAAAAUUAUUUGCUCCUGACAUUUAUGUGUAAUACUGGGAUUUAUAA
Molecule: messenger RNA, 919 nt
Organism: Macaca mulatta (Rhesus monkey)
Lineage: Eukaryota; Metazoa; Chordata; Mammalia; Primates; Cercopithecidae
Gene: DPY30
Product: dpy-30 histone methyltransferase complex regulatory subunit
Cellular component (GO): Set1C/COMPASS complex
Source: RefSeq, a predicted model, not a curated record